AUGGCUUCCCCUAGUGUUCUCACUUUUGACGCUGAGGGUCGGGCGGUGGACUUUGAGGUCUGGGUAGAUGAUCUACAGCUAUUUCUGCAGUGCGAUAGGGCAGACGGCCUCUCUCUGUUUGACCUCACUUCUGGUGCCUCCCCUGCCCCUGCUGCUGAUGCUGACGCCACUGUUCCCUCACAGUGGGCCACACGUGAUGCUGCUGCUCGCCUUGCUGUUCGCCGCCACUUACCGACCACUGAGCGUGCACACUUUAGCCAGUACAAGAGUGCUCAUACCUUGUACGACGCUGUAGUUGCACGCUACUCUUCCCCUGCCACUGCUGCACUGAGCCGCCUCAUGCUUCCCUUCCUCUUCACUGACCUCGCUGCCUUUCCCACUGUCGCUGACCUCAUUACGCACCUCCGCACUCUCACCCGGCUCCCUGACUCUCUCCGCGUAGUCACGGACCACUUCCUCUCUGUUUGCCCCACCACUCUCACUCUUGACCUCCUCGAGAAGGCCCUCCUAGCGAUAGAGAAGAGCAUAGUCGCUGUAGGAGCCUCUCGUGGUGACCCUCGCACCUCCGUCUUUGAGGGGUGUUCUCCCUCCCCCCUCUUGCCCUCUGUCGCCUCUGCUGCUGCGGCCGACCUCGUUGGUUUCGAGUCGGUCGGCGCUGCGUCUGCCCCGAGUGGGAGACGCCGCACCGACAAGGGCAAGGGGGGCAAGGGCUCUGGAGGGGGUGGAGGGGGCGGUGGAGGUGGUGGUGGAGGCGGUGGAGGGAGUGGGGGUGGUGGUGGGACUGGUGCCCGGGGUGGUGGCGGCGGCGGCAACAGUGGAGGCGGCGGUGGCGGUGGAGGUGGCGGAGGGAGCGGAGGCGGCGGAGGUAGUGGAGGAGGCGGAGGUGGAGGAGGCGGCGGAGGCGGCGGAGGCGGCGGCGGAGGCGGCGUUGGCGGUGGUGGCGCGAGUUGCGACUCUGCGCCGAGGAGUGGCUCCGGUGGUGGUCAGCGCCAGCAGCAGCAGCGAAGUGGUGUGACCAUGUCCCUUCAGCAGCUUCGUGAGUGGUACACUGCACGCCAGCGCGGUGGGGGUUUUGGUCCCUGCUCCUACAUUCUCCGUACCGGCGACCGCACUGGUGAGCAGUGUGGAGGUCCGCACUCCACCCAGCGCUGCUUUGGUCGCCUGACGGACGCGUGGCGUUGCCACUUCCCUGAGGCGUCAAAGAUCCCUCGCUGGGGAGAUCUAGCCAAGGUCGGGGUUGCUAUCUUUGAUCUUGACUUCGAUGCUAUUCUUGCUGCCAUGUAUGCUGUUGCUGAUAGUGUUGAGGGUGCCUAUCACCUGUGUGUACCGCAUGACCCGGGCAUUGAGGCUGCUGCGCUAGGUGCUGGUGAGACUGCUGCUCUAGGUGCUAGUGCGUCUACUGCCCCAGGUGCUAGUGCCUCUGCCGCCCCAGGUGCUGGUGAGUCUGCUCUCUCAGGUACUUCUUCGGCUCAGGCCUUCCACACCUUAACCCUGGACUCGGGUGUGUCCCGCUCCUUCUUUCAAGAACGCACUACACUUACGCCGCUUAGUCGGCCGGUUGCAAUCUCCCUGGCAGACCCCUCUGGGGGUCCUGUCCUUGCUAGCUUCUCCACUGUCCUUCCGUGCCCUGCAGCCCCCUCUAGCACUCUGUCUGGUCUUUACCUCCCCUCGUUCUCUACAAACUUGGUGAGUGGAGCAGACCUACAGGAUCGAGGGGUUGACCAGUUCACUCCUGCGAGUCAGCGAGUGACCCACUGCACGUGUGCUCGGACAGGCCGACAUUUGGCCACCUUCACUCGUUGGCCAGGGUCGAGCCUGUACACCCUUACUACUGAGUCUCCUCCGACUGCUGAGUCUGCCCAGGUAGCUGUGUCGAGUCAGGUGUUUGCUGCAGCGUCCAGUCUCUCCGCACAAGCAGAGAGUCAGGGUGAAGGGCUGUUGGCAGGGCUGGCAGGGUUGGGAGGGUUAGGAAGGCUGGGCCUGCUGAAAGAGUGGGGAGGAGGGAAAGGUGCGAAGGCAACGUGUAUAGGUGAGCGGCAAAGCGUAGGUGUGGAGAGUGGUGGAGAUGAGUGGGUGGAGAGUGGUCAGGAAGGGCGGGUGGAGAGUGGUAUGGGAGGGCGGCUAGAGAGGGAGGUGGCGGCGUGGGUGGAUGGGCCGUGCAGGGCGAGAGGUGCAGAGGCAUCGUGUGUGGGUGAGCGGCAAAACACAAAUAUGGAGAGUGGUGGAGAUGGCCGGCUAGAGAGGGAGGUGGCGGCGUGGGCGGAGGGGGCGUGCAGGGCGAGAGGGGAGGGCGAGUGGAAGGUGGUGAUGGUCUGUGAGGAUACGGGCAGUGGUAUACCACCCGAGGAGAUGCGGUGGGUGCUGGAUCCAUAUGGCGGCGACCCUCACCACUCCACGCGCUCCCCUGCUGCUGCUGAUGCUGAUGCUGCUGGUGCUGCUGGUGGCAUUGAUGGUGCUGCUGCUGUUGGUGGCCCUGAUGCUGCUGCUGGUGGGCGUGGUGACAGCAAGAAGCAACGAAGAAUCAUGCCCUCUAUCUCCCUCUCUCUCUUAUCACUCCCCCUCUCUCUCUUCCCUCGUGCUUAUCCUGCUGGCCGCACAGCAGCCAAGGAGGGCCAGCAGAGCCAUGCCUCUCUCUCCAACUCUUUCUUAACACUCCCCCUAUCUCACUUGCCUCCCGCUUUUUGUGUGCUUGUUCUGCGGUGCGCAUACACAGCAGCCAAGGAGGGGCAGCAGAGCCACCCCUCUCACGCACGACGAGAGGGCUGCUGCUCGCCCCGCCUAGACGCCCUACCCUGUCCGCUUCCUCCUCUCCACCUCCCUUGUGAGUGCUUCCUCCUCUCCACCUCCCUCGUGAGUGCUUCCUCCUCUCCACCUCCCUCGUGGCGGAGAUGCGGGGAAGCAUGGCAGUGCUGUCAGACAGUGUCAUCAGCACCACCAUCCUUCUGGCCCUACCCCUCUCUGCACCGCCCCCCCCAACCAAACCUGGGGGCAGCAGCAGCAAGCGUUGGGGGGGCCCCAGUGGCACCUUUGAGCCCAAUCGCCCCGUUGAGUCCACUCAACCCUUUAAGCCCAGCGGCCCCUCUAAGCCCCGUAAGCCUGCGGCUACAAGCCAUGCCAGAGCUCUCUCCCCACUUAGGAGCAGGCGGCUUCGGGAGCAGCUUGGGGGGGAGCAGCAUGGGGGUUGUGGGGGGGGUUGUUGGGGGAGGUUUGGGCGGCGGAGCGGGCGGCGUAGAGGCGGCGGUGCGGGCGGCGGUGGCGGGGCGGCGGGUGGCAGUGGUGGAUGAUAACGCGGUGAACCGCAUGGUGGCGCGGCGAACGCUGCAGGGCUACGGGGCAGACGUGCUGCUGCUGGCUUCAGGAGAGGACACCCUGCAAGCUGUCUCCUCCCACAUGGACCCCUCUCCCCACCCCCCCUCCUCGUGCCUCCAACUACUGCUGCUGGACCUCCACAUGCCCCCCGGCAUUGAUGGGUGA
Messenger RNA from Closterium sp. NIES-65, 3474 nucleotides. NCBI's taxonomy places the organism in Eukaryota, Viridiplantae, Streptophyta, Zygnematophyceae, Desmidiales, Closteriaceae. The record is from the annotation of a GenBank genome assembly.